UUUUGUCUUGUCUUCUCUUUUCAAAUAGAGGCAACUAUACUAUAACAAAGCCUGUCAAGUUUAAGAUACGUUGUCCAGCCUACCCAUUUUUUGCGUGGUUUAUAAAGCUUAGUGCUGGUCAUUCAGUGCUUAGAUGUAUGGAACUAAUCUUAAAGUUUUCUAACAUUUAUAAGGACCCAAGGUUCUUGUUUUUAAGUAGUUAAAGUGAAUGCACUGAUUCCUUAUAUAACUAACUAUAAUGACCUGAGAUGUGAUGGAAGAAAAAUAAUGCUGUUUUAAUGCUGCCUACCAAUGUGCCAUAGCCCAUAUGGGAAAAACUAAGAAUCUAAGGCAAAUGGCUACUCUCACUUACGAUACUCUCAGGUUUGAGUACGAAGACUUCCCAGAAACCAAAGAGCCUGUUUGGAUCCUGGGAAGAAAAUACAGCGCACUAACAGAGAAAGAAGAGAUUUUGUUGGAUGUCACUUCUCGUCUUUGGUUCACAUAUAGAAAAGGUUUUCCAGCCAUUGGGGGAACAGGUCCGACAUCUGACACUGGUUGGGGUUGUAUGCUAAGAUGUGGCCAGAUGAUUUUUGCCCAGGCUUUGGUUGGCAGGCACUUAAGCAGAGAUUGGAGGUGGAUGAAAGGGAAGAAACAGAUAGACAACUAUUACAAUGUUCUCAAUGCUUUCAUUGAUAAAAAGGACAGUUACUACUCAAUCCACCAAAUAGCCCAGAUGGGAGUUGGAGAAGGCAAAUCCAUAGGCCAAUGGUAUGGACCAAAUACAGUUGCACAGGUACUCAAAAAACUUGCCACAUUUGAUACAUGGAGUUCUUUGGCAGUGCACAUAGCCAUGGAUAAUACUGUUGUGAUAGAGGAAAUAAGAAGGUUAUGCAAGCCCAACUCUCCAUGUCCUGGAGCCUCAGCAUUUCCUUCUGCAGAAUCAGAUUUUUUUUCUAAUGGUUAUCCAGAUGGAGAUGAAUCUACAGACUGUUUAUUGCUUUGGAAACCACUAGUGCUGCUGAUACCUCUUCGCCUUGGUCUCACAGACAUCAAUGAAGCCUAUAUUGAAACACUGAAGCAUUGCUUUAUGAUGCCUCAGUCGCUAGGUGUGAUUGGAGGAAAACCCAAUAGUGCGCAUUAUUUCAUUGGAUAUGUUGGUGAAGAACUAAUCUAUCUUGACCCGCAUACUACUCAGCCUGCAGUGGAACUUGUAGACAGUUGCCACAUCUCUGAUGAAAGCUUUCAUUGCCAGCAUCCGCCUUGCAGAAUGAGCAUUGCAGAACUAGAUCCUUCUAUUGCAGUAGGAUUCUUCUGCAAAAAAGAAGAAGACUUCAGUGACUGGUGCCAGCAAAUCAAGAAGUUGUCACUGAUUAGAGGAGCCCUUCCCAUGUUUGAGCUAAUAGAACAUCAGCCUUCACACUUCUCUAGUCCUGAUGUCUUGAAUCUCACUCCAGAUUCUUCUGAUGCAGACAGAUUGGAAAGAUUCUUUGAUUCAGAGGAUGAAGAUUUUGAAAUCUUAUCACUUUAACAAAAGAAACUACACUAACUGCCAAUUUGGGUUGAGUGGGGGAGGGGAGCUCCUUGGAGAGCCUAGGGCUACCAGCUUUCAUAGGUGCUUGUUGACAUCCUUGCCUCCCAUUUACCCCAGCAUUCUGUGCAACCUUGGAGCAGAGUGGAUUUUUGCAGUGGGAUCAAGAAACGGGUCGUCGUUAAGGCCUUAAUAGCUUUAGUUACUUUCUCAGUGCAAGAAUAUCCAUGGGAAAGGGAUGCAAAGUUUCCUAGGAGCUGGAAAUUAUUUUCAUAGGAACAGGAACAGGCACAAAGGCUUGACUAUAAUAGUAAAAGCUCUUCAGAGUGUUUGGCCUAAGUUCUCUCUAUUAUUAGGGAGUCUUGUUACUUCUGUUCCCAUUUUUAUAGUGUGAAAUGAAAACCAGCAUAACAGCUGUAAGACAGGUAUCUGCAUUAUGUCUCCCUAAUCAGCUGGCCAUAUUCUGAGACAGGUAUCUGCAUUAUGUCUCCCUAAUCAGCUGGCCAUAUUCUGAAUUAUUUGGGGCCACAAGCUCUCACGAUUGACAGCACCAAAUGUUCCAACUUGUACUUUAGAUUUUCUCCAAUACAGUGCUUCCAUGGUUUUGGUUUCAAAGUUGCAAUUUAUUUUUUAAAAUAUAAUGUUCUACAUUCUAGCAAUCACAAGAGCAUAUCAUACAGAACAUGUUAAAAUAUGUUCUAAAGAUGACAAGAGAACAUCAGUAGAUAAUAUAGGGAAGGCUCUGACAGUUACUCUUCUCACAGUAAAUGCACAAACAGAAUGGUGUUACUCAGAUUUUGCUUCGUUAUUUUUAUUUGGAUAUUUUUCUAUUUUGUAUUAAAAAUAUGGCUGCUAUUUCAUAAAAUGAGGUGAAAACAUCCAUUAGCUGAUGAAUUAAAAGUGCUUCUGAUUCCUCCUCUUAAUAAAAUUUAGACUGUACAUGGACACAAGUCUUGCGUUAACAGCUAUUUUAAAAUCAUGAUUUCAGGCCAAAGGUGUGUUCUCAUCUCCCCUUUUUAAAGUACCACGCAAAGCUAUUUCUAUUGUGUGUCUUUGUUUUUCAUUUGUUUCAGUUCUUAAUAUGUAAUUUUAAAGAAAGUUAAAGCAAAUUCUUCAUCCCUUAAAUCAUUACCUUUCUGGCCAGGAUUUCCAGCCUAUUAUAUUCCAAAAUAGCAGAAGAGCUCCUCUGUUUCUAAAAGAUAGGAAUGGCGGGCAAGAACCCCAUCAGUUCCAAGCAUUAGCUCAAUCAAUGGAUGUUGCAGUGGCAAAUAUGUUUACAAAGCAUUCUUGCCUGCAUUUAUAAGCAGAACUGUCAAACUACAGAUGGUACUAUAACCAUCUAUAAAGUAACUGCAUAUAGUAGGUCCAGUUGCCUAUUUAGCUACUAGAAAUCAAAUUUGAACCAUGAUGCUUAUUUGUCAUUGUUAUAGCUUACUGUGCUUCUCUUUCUUUUGGAAGAAGAGCAUAGUCAGAUUGUGUUUCAUUCAUCAACUGCUUUCAAUUUGUAUCUGAAUAAAACAAAUUUAAAAAGG
Molecule: messenger RNA, 3042 nt
Organism: Protobothrops mucrosquamatus (brown spotted pit viper)
Lineage: Eukaryota; Metazoa; Chordata; Lepidosauria; Squamata; Viperidae
Gene: ATG4B
Product: autophagy related 4B cysteine peptidase
Exons: 13
Coding region: 308-1510 (400 amino acids)
Molecular function (GO): protein-phosphatidylethanolamide deconjugating activity
Source: RefSeq, a predicted model, not a curated record